This is a messenger RNA of Neocloeon triangulifer, 763 nucleotides long. RefSeq names its product protein Star-like. Lineage: Eukaryota; Metazoa; Arthropoda; Insecta; Ephemeroptera; Baetidae. The record is from RefSeq and is a predicted model, not a curated record. Gene Ontology annotation, molecular function: S-adenosylmethionine-dependent methyltransferase activity. The transcript has 6 exons. The coding region runs from base 7 to 684 and encodes 225 amino acids.
AGCAGUAUGUCGUACGUGACGCAUCAGACUGGUUUCAUCACUCUGAAGAUGAUCGAUCCAUCCAUGGGACAGGCAGGUUGCAUCAGAGACAUCCUCGAAGACAAGGAAGGUGGUUUUUUCGUGGAAUGUGGUGCACUGGAUGGAGAAACACGCUCAAACACUUUGUACUUUGAACGUUUUUUGAACUGGAAAGGACUUUUAGUUGAAGCGGAUCCUGAAAACUUCAAACUUGUUUUGGCUAAAAAUAGAAAAGCCUGGCUUGCACCCACUUGUUUGAGUUUAAAAAGAAAACCUUCGAUUGUUAAUUUUUACCAGGCGUCGAAUCUAGGUAAAAUUAUGGGGUCUGAAGAAGAAACCGACUCGGUUAAAUUUGUUAAAGUUCUGUGCAUUCCAUUCACAACGUUACUUUUGGCAACAGGAGUUAAAAGAAUCGAUUACUUCAGUCUGGAUGUGGAGGGAAACGAGCUGGACGUUUUAAAAACGAUUGAUUUUUCUCGUUUUGAUAUAAGGACUCUGUCCGUUGAAUAUCUACACGAUAAAGAGGGGAAGAACGCUAUAAGGAAUUUUAUGGAGGAAGCCGGCUACUCGGUUCACAGUGUAAUUGUAAGGAGAUUAAAUCGAGCAAAUGAUUUUAUUUUCAUCAAAAAUGGUCCGUACAGUUUCAACAAAAAUAAAUGUCAUUAAAAAAUUUUCCUACAGAUUUUUUUUUUAGAAAUUGCGUUUUUAUAUUUAUAAUUCAUCACAAGAAUAAAAAAAUCUACUG